Vitrella brassicaformis is the source of this 3159-nucleotide messenger RNA. The record is from the annotation of a GenBank genome assembly. Lineage: Eukaryota; Vitrellaceae.
UCCAUCCACCAUACAUACGGUCGGUAUGUAUUGACAAGACAGCCAGAGAAACACAUGGACACACAAACCGUCUGUCUGUCUUUCUGUCUGUCUGUCAGGAGCCCCACCCCCCACCGACCCACUGGCCACUGGUAGGUACUACAUAUACUAGACUCGAGCCAGCAGGUGCUCAGCCGGGUGUUUCCUCCACCCCCCGAACAGCCCGUCUCCUCUCCCCGCCGCCUCAGCAGCCGUGUUCCUGGCCUUGCCGUAGACGCCCGGCAUGAGGGGCUCCAGCGACCCCUCCGAGGGGUCCAGUGUGGACCGCAGCCCCAUGGCCGCCUCGGGGUAGAUGGGGUGCUGCAGCACCUCCCGCACCUCAGACGAGUAGGCUGACAGCGCCCCUUUCUGGAGGGCGCGGCGGUAGGCGGCCAUGGCGCACGAGGCGCGAACGUGGGCGACCAGGUAGACCGAAAAGAUGCCCGCAUAGUUGUGCCUACAGAGGAGGGAGACGACAGGAGCGUCAGGGUGUCUGUCGGUCGGUCGGUCGGUCGGUCUGUCGGUGUGGGUGGCUGCUUACUUUGCGAAUGAGGCGAAGUACUGCUGCAGUCGGCCAGUCACGGGCAUGUUGUGUGGCAGCUCAACGUUUGGGAGGGUCUUCUCAAGCACCGACCUGAUCGACUCGACCAGCUCACGAGGCGUGCACCUGAACGAACGAAUCAAGGCCGGACAGACGCAUGCGCGUGGGCUUACUUACUGACGGCCACACGUACGUACAUACUUGUUUGGUUCGAGGUCUGGUCCGUGCAGGUGGUCAUCGACGAGUGAGAGCUGGAGGAGCUGCAGCAGGUCCAGCGCAUUGAACCCCGCCGACUUGGCCAACACUGAGGGCGCACACAUCCUCGACAGCGCGCUGGGCUCCCGGAACAGGUACCUUCACAUACACACACACACACACACAUACACAUGUAAGGAAGGACAAAAGAGAGGUCCAAGCAGCCCGUCGACACUCUCUCCCUCUGUGUGUGUGUGGCCGUCGUACUCACUCACUCAUGGAAGACAGCCGAGGUCUCGGUGAUGUCUAUGGGGAGACAGGAAGGCAGCCGAUAGUUCCAAAACCCACCCGAGCCGCCGCCAUCCACCUAUAUGGAUGGAUAACCAUACACACACACCCAGGGAAUGGAAUGAGUGCGUCCAGGCGGGGCGGGGCGGGGCGGUGUUCCCUGUCUUGUCUGCCUACCCACCCCGCCCACCUUGAGCUGCUUGUCUGUCGCCUCGUGUGUGUGUGGUGUGAGCGGCUUUGCCUGCCGGAUGGUGCGCCUGUUCCGGAGGUAGUGGAUGAAGUGCAUCGCAUGGCCCAGCUCAUGGCACACAGCCGUUAUCUACACAAGCCAGGCGGCAGGCAGGCAGGCCGGCCACGUUUACUCCCGUCUUUGCGCAUGCCUGUGUCACUGGUCUGUCUCUUCCUUCCCGGCUGACCGAGUGCAGAGGCACUGGAGCGGAGGGGUUGAGGGCCACGGGGCAGGACACGUGUAUGUGGCCGUCAGCCAGCAUCUCAGUCGACACAUUGCCAAACCCUGAUAUCAUUGCCGACCACUGACCGAACAGACCGAUCGGGUUCUUCGGCAGGCAGGCCGUCAUGUAGAGGAAGGCGAUGACUUGAGCGCGGUGUGCGUUCCUCUGGUGGUCUUGUCGGUCAUAGACCUUGAUGAGCUGGUAGUGCGACGGCCAGCCGUAGUUGGAAAGGUCCGUGGGAACGGCCUCGAAGUGGAAGCCGUGGAUGUCUGACAGCAUCUCGAGGAUCUCGGGCGCGAGCAGCCCUAUCCUCAGCUCCUGCAUAGGAUCAUGCCCCUUCUGCCAAUGCACUGCCUGCACGCACACACACACGCACACGCGCACCCCCUCUCUCCGUCUGCCUCAUUGCUGGUCUGCUCAUGUGUGUACAUUGAGGGCGUGGUGCUGGAAAUCCACAUAGUCGACGUUCCCCUGGCCGCUGGCCGGCUGCUUCCCCGUUGUCCGGUCGGAGAUCGCGGCCGACUUGCCGGCGUUCUUGACGAGGGCCUGGAUGUGCGGCUGGAGGGCCGACAGCACAUCGCCGUAAAGCUUCCGAAGGCUCUCGCGUGUUUCGACCGUCCUGCACAAAGGGCGCGGCCCACACACACAGAGAGACGCACGCACACACCGCAUCAGCCUUCAGGUAUUGAGAUGCGGGGGAUGCAGGCAAGCACCCGGGCUUGGCUUGUGUGGAUGGGUAUCGUAUACCUCUUCUGUAUCUGCAUGUCGCCCCAGCACGUGAAGCCCAGCUGAUUAGCGAUCUCGUGCCGCACACGCAGCAGCUCCAGCAUCGCGCUGGCGACCUUGUCAUCGUCCCACCCUUCCGCGUACGCAUCGAAUGCCUUCUGUCGGCGUUGUCGAUCGGCCACCGUGGCCAGCACAUGCUCUAUCGUGCGCUGCCCCACAGGCACUCUCACCACAUCCUUCUUGACGGCCAGCUGCUGGAUCGAGUCCUUGAAGGACGACGGCAGCAUGGCCCCCGCAGGCACAUCGACAUACUUCUGCCGCCCCAUCAUUGCUAUGGCAUACGUGAAGGUCCCCUCACCCCGCACCAUCUUGUAUGUCAGCAGCGUCGCGUUGUGGUCGCCCACUUUGUCGGCCAGGGCCACCUCCAUCUCGAUGCACGGUGCCGCAGCGACCCUCCUCUGGAUGUCCGCUGCUGUGGCGCCUGUGGUCUCCUUGAGGGACGUCAUCAGCUGCUUGUAGCAGCGCCGCAUAAGGUCCAUCCGCACGAUCUCGCUGCGAAGCACGCCGAGUACCGCCAGCUUGGGCGCCUUCGGCAGAAGAGUGAAGAAUGCCCGCGUGAAGCCCAGCGUCUCCAGGGAAGACAACAGCGCCUCGUUGACUGAUGACUGGUCGCUCUCGGCGGGUGCCUUCUCGGUCUGCCGCCAUGCCGUCUUGCGAACACUCCUAAGAGCCUUUAGAGCCACAAGCGAUGGGAGUUCGUUGCGGUUGAUGAGUUGAUCUGGCAGCCGAAAGGCCCGCUGGUUGGCGAUGAGGCCAUCCAGAUGAGUCCCUCGCUGGACGAAAGAGCGGAGCGUCGCUGCAGUCCUCACCACUGCACUAUGAACAAACGCGCGGAAAAACUCCAGCAUCUGAAGCUCUUCCCCCUCUCUUCGGCAGCUC